This is a messenger RNA of Miscanthus lutarioriparius, 570 nucleotides long. NCBI's taxonomy places the organism in Eukaryota, Viridiplantae, Streptophyta, Magnoliopsida, Poales, Poaceae. The record is from the annotation of a GenBank genome assembly.
AUGGGGGACGCCUACGCGAAGCGUGUGCUGCUCACCGCCGCCGGCGACGCCAUGUCCCGGGGGAUCGCCUCUACUCUCGCCAAGCACGGCUGCAGGGAGGUGCAAGAUUGUCUCAGUAUAAGUGAAGAUGAGUACAGGAAGACAAUCAAAGUAAAUGUGAUAACACCUUGGUUUCUAAUGAAGGCGAUCGCAAAGCGGUUCCAGGAUACAAAAUCUGGUGGAUCUAUUGUGUUCUUGACACAGAUUAUUGGUGCCGAGAGACGGUUAUAUCCAGGUGCUGCAGCAUAUGGUACAAGCUUAGGAGCUAUUCACCAAUUGGUCCGACUGUCUGCAAUGGAGCUUGGCAAGCACAAGAUUAGGGUUAACGCAGCCUGUCACGGCCUGCAUUUGCAGGACAAGUUCCCCAUCUCCGUGGGUAAGGAGAAGGCUGAGAAGGCAACAGCGGAGGUGAUGCCCCUACGGAGAUGGCUGGAUCUGGAGAAGGACGAGUCCCGGUACAUGACGGGCACAACGAUAUUCGUGGACGGUGCUCAGUCCAUUGUCCGGCCGCGCAUGCACUCCUUCAUGUAG